Messenger RNA from Zonotrichia leucophrys gambelii, 2757 nucleotides. RefSeq names its product ALX homeobox 3 (gene ALX3). Gene Ontology annotation, molecular function: DNA-binding transcription factor activity, RNA polymerase II-specific; RNA polymerase II transcription regulatory region sequence-specific DNA binding. NCBI's taxonomy places the organism in Eukaryota, Metazoa, Chordata, Aves, Passeriformes, Passerellidae. The transcript is spliced from 4 exons. Gene Ontology annotation, biological process: regulation of transcription by RNA polymerase II. Bases 1 to 882 code for a protein of 293 amino acids. The record is from RefSeq and is a predicted model, not a curated record.
AUGGACACACCGGGCUGCCCGGCCUUCCCCCCGCCUCGCCGGCCCGGGGCUCCCCCGGGGCUCCCCCGGCCUCCCUCCGCCUUCGCGCUCGGCGCUCCGGGGCCCCACCGGCGGCCGCCGCCGCUCAGCCCCCGGCCCGGCCGCUGCCCGCGGUACCCGGGGGUGCCCAGCCCGGGCCCGCCCGCCGUGGCCGUGCAUGGGAAGCCGCUGUACCCGCCCGGGGCUGCAGGUGAGAAGGGCUGCAAAGGUGGGUUCCAGGCCAUUCCCACAGCCUGCAGGGUCCCCCCAAAAGCCCCGGAGGACUUGGGGUGCCCAUUGGCAGCACCCCUGGGCAGCCUCAGGGAUUAUGGCAUCCCCGAGCUCCCCGAGCCCCUGGGCAAGAGCAAGAGCAAGAAGAGGAGGAACAGGACGACCUUCAGCACGUUCCAGCUGGAGGAGCUGGAGAAGGUUUUCCAGAAGACACAUUAUCCUGAUGUGUACGCCCGGGAGCAGCUGGCACUGCGCACGGACCUGACGGAGGCCAGGGUGCAGGUUUGGUUCCAGAACCGCCGGGCCAAGUGGCGGAAACGGGAACGCUACGGGAAAAUCCAGGAGCUGCAGAACAACCUGUGGCCGAGCCCUGGGAGCCCCCCGGGGCUGCUGCCCCCCGAGCCCAUCCCGUCGCCCUGCAUGUCCCCGUACCCCCCCGCUGCCAGCAAUGGCUUCGUGGGCAUCCCUGCAUCCCCGGGCAUCAACAGCCUGUACCCCCUGCCCGGGCUGCCCCCCCCGGGGCUCCCCCACCCCUUCGAGCCCGCCCAGCACGAGUACAAAGCGCCCCCGCUGGUGCCGCUGAGGAUGAAGAGCAAAGAGGGCGCCGGGAGCCUCCUGAGCUGGGCCACAUGAUGCCAAGGGGAUGGACGCGGAGCCUUCAUCCCGCCGGAGUGAAUCCCCCACCCCAGAGAGGGGAGCGGGCUGUGGGGUCACCUUCACCCCCUCCCUGCACCCCCCGAGCUUCCCCUGCAUCCACCCCGCUGAGAGGGGCCAGGGGGAGGAAAAAGAGGGGUCCCCAAAGCCAGGGGCAGCUCGGAAAUGGCUCCCCCAAUUUCCUGAGCCCUCCCAGCAUUUUCAGGAUUGUGCUUGAAGGAGAUUCCCGGUGCUUUCCCCACCCCACCACCGUGUGCGCCCCCUGCCAGCCCUGGGUGGGGCUGUGGAGCACCAGGGCAGCACUUUUGGGGGCAAUUCUCCCUUCCCCAGCUGAAAUUUGAGGGAAAUUCUCCCCUCCCCAGCUGAAAUUUGAGGGAAAUUCUCCCUUCCCCAGCUGAAAUGUGAGGGAAAUUCUCCCUUCCCCAGCUAAAAUGUGAGGGAAAUUCUCCCUUCCCCAGCUGAAAUGUGAGGGAAAUUCUCCCCUCCCCAGCUGAAAUUUGGCCGCUCACCCCCUGCCCAGCACAACCAGCAAGGGCAGAAAUUGGGCUCUUCCCCUCCCAGUCCCAUACUGGGAAGAUCCCAGGGAUGGGUCAGGCUGUGGGGUCUCCUUCACCCCCUCUAUGUAGCCCCUGCAUCCAGCACUGCCCUCACCCCAAUGAGGGGCCAGGGGGAGGAAAAAGAGGGGUCCCCAAAGCCAGGGGGAAGCUCGGAAAUGGCUCCCCCAAUUUCCUGAGCCCUCCCAGCACCUUCAGGGAUUGGGUUUGAUGGAGCUUUCCUCACCCCUCGUGUGUGCCCCUGGGUGGGGCUGUGGAGCACCAGGGCAGCACUUUUGGGGACAAUUCUCCCCUCCCCAGCUGAAAUUUGGCCGCUCACCCCCUGCCCAGCACAACCAGCAAUGGCAGAAAUUGGGCUCUUCCUCUCCCAGUCCCAUACUGGGAAGACUGGGCUGGGACAGCUCCUGGUACUGGGUGUUACUGGGAGCAGGGCCAAAGCCCCCCCAGAGCAUCACAGCUCGUUCUGCUCCCUCUUGGAGGGGAAAUAAAGCCCUGGCACAAUAAAAUCCCAAAUUAAGGCUGUUCCUUGGAGGAGUCACCCUGUUCCCCCUAGGAAGGAGUUUUAAUCCCAGCAGUGGAACCCAGUAAUUCCCAGUGGAACCCAGUAAUUCCCAGUGGGAACCCUCCCAGGAUUGGGAUGGGUUGGGGCACAAAUGGGCAAUUUGGGUGAGGGGUUUCUGCAUUUUGCAGGGUUACAGGUGGUACCUGCAAGGGCGGUAAUGAGGGGGCACCUCAUCUGUUCUGGGGGUCCCCAAGUCCCCCCAAGAGCCAGCAUGUCCUGUCCCCCCCUUCACCCACUGUGACCUCUCCCACUGCAGGAAACACCAAAAAUGAAGCCAGGAAUGUCCCAGCUCACCCCAGCACCAGGGACACUCUGGGGCCAAACUCCCUCCAUGCCCAACCUGCAAUGCCCCCCUGCCCCACAUCCUGAGACAGGGGGGACACCCCUGGGGGGCACCUGGAUCCCCUCAGGAAGGCACCAAAUCUGCUGUUUCAGCCCAAUCUGGAGAAGCCCAAGGUUUUCAGGCAAGCCCUGGGCACAGUGGGUGCCAGCCCAGGGCUGCCCACCCUCAGCCAGGACAUCUGACACCCCCUCCCAACGGUGGGCAUUGUGUUAUUCAUUUCUAAACAAUAAACCACAUUUUUCAUAAGUGAAUUAUGGCUCCAGCAGCCCUAUAAAGCCAGGGGGGGUGGGGAUGGAGACUUCCAACAGGCUCCUCAGGCCUGUUCUGGUGCUGGGAAUGGGUUUGGGGGCAGGAUGGUGCUGGAGGUGGGUGCCAGAGGUGGGUACAGCCAUGGC